AUGACAAAAUUUUGGUUACAAGAAGAGCUUCCUGCUUCUAAACAUCAAACAUUAAGUGCAGACGAAGAGGAAUGUGAGAGACAUUUCCAAACGACUCAUUCACGGGAUGCAACAGGGCGAUACGUUGUUCGCCUUCCUUUCAAGUCUAGCCCAACUGCGUUAGGAGAAUCAAAAGCAAAGGCGCUUAGUUGUCUCAACAGAAUGUUUCAGCGAUUCUCAUCAAAUUCCGAAUUUCGACAGCUUUAUGUCAAUUUCAUUGAAGAAUAUAAAACCAUGGGUCAUAUGGUAGCAACUGACAUCUCAAACAAUCGAGCUUCUCCUGUGUACUACCUUCCUCACCAUGGAGUAAUCCGAGAGAGUAGCGUCACCACCAAGCUAAGAGUUGUAUUCAACGGCUCUAGCCGUACUAGUAAUGGUCUCUCCCUUAAUGACAUUCUUUACGCAGUUCAUCCGGACGACUGGGAUUUACAGAGAAUACUGUGGCAAGAACAACACAGCCAACCUAUUGCCUACCAACUUACUACAGUGACAUAUGGGCUUAACUGCGCUCCCUUUUUAGCGCUACGAACAAUCCAGCAAUUAGUGAGUGAUGAAGGCUAUCGUUUUCCAUUGGCAAUUGUUCCCAUGUCAAAAGGUAGAUAUGUCGACGAUAUCUUUGGAGGAGCGGACACUAUUUCAGAAGCGAAAGACAUUGUCCGAGAUGUAAUACAGCUCUGCGAAACAGGCGGAUUCCCCUUACAAAAAUGGAACAGUAACUGUUUAGAACUUCUGCCUAAAUCUAAUAGUGGAUCCUCUUCUACAGUCGAAAUUGAGCCCACACACUUAAAGAUCUUGGGCCUUAUCUGGAAACCGAACACAGACACCUUUCACUUUACAGCUGCGACAUCACCCACCACCGUUUUCACCAAGAGGACAAUAGCUUCGGACAUUGCAAAAUUAUACGAUCCGUUAGGACUGAUUGCUCCAAUCCUGAUAAGAGCAAAGAUUCUUUUACAGGAACUCUGGCUAUUAAAAGUUGAGUGGGAUGAACCUCUUUCCCCAGAACUCGAGCAACGAUGGACAACCUUUCGAAAACAAUUACAUCAGCUCGAUCAACUCUCUAUACCAAGAUGGCUCGGUAUCGUUCGCUCAAAUACUUCUGUUGAACUUCAUGGCUUUUCCGAUGCAUCACAACUUGCUAUGGCUGCCGUAAUUUACGCUAGAGUUUCUGGUAACGAUGGGAAGGUCUCCGUCCAACUAAUAUGUUCCAAGACAAAGGUCGCACCGAUUAAGAAACUUACAAUACCUCGACUCGAACUCACCGCCGCUCUUCUCUUGGCACGCCUGAUGGUGCAUACUGUAAAUGCCCAUGAUCUCCCUAACGUAACGACGUUUUGUUGGUCUGAUUCUUCAGUCGCAUUAACUUGGAUUACCACUCAGUCAUCUUGCUGGAAGGACUUUGUUCGCAAUCGCGUAUCUUCUAUACAAGAGCUCCAGUCAAACACAUCAUGGCGUUUUGUACCAGGGAAAGAAAAUCCAGCUGACUGUGCUUCGCGAGGUCUGAGGUCAGAUCAAUUAAUUCAACAUGAUCUAUGGUGGAAAGGUCCUGACUGGCUAUCCAAGUCGCAAACUUCCUGGCCUUCAAUA
Messenger RNA from Vollenhovia emeryi, 1626 nucleotides. RefSeq lists its product as uncharacterized. The annotation marks the transcript as partial. The record is from RefSeq and is a predicted model, not a curated record. NCBI's taxonomy places the organism in Eukaryota, Metazoa, Arthropoda, Insecta, Hymenoptera, Formicidae. The transcript is spliced from 2 exons.